Helobdella robusta is the source of this 2532-nucleotide messenger RNA. RefSeq lists its product as hypothetical. Lineage: Eukaryota; Metazoa; Annelida; Clitellata; Rhynchobdellida; Glossiphoniidae. Gene Ontology annotation, molecular function: ubiquitin protein ligase activity. The transcript is spliced from 5 exons. The record is from RefSeq and is a predicted model, not a curated record. Gene Ontology annotation, biological process: ubiquitin-dependent protein catabolic process; protein polyubiquitination. Bases 1 to 2532 code for a protein of 843 amino acids.
AUGCCACGUCGGCAUUACCACAAACACGCUUGUUUCGCCCUCGAACGCAGCAUAAAGUACGAAGAAGCACGAGUUGUUAACCUGCCAGAAGCUAGCAACGUAAAUUGUUGCUUGUGCCUUUACAUCGUAUCAUUUCCUAAACAAUUGAUGCGAUGUGGCCAUAUUUUCUGUCAUUCCUGCAUUGUUCGCUGCUUCAGAAUCUUUGAAAGAUGUCCACUGUGUCGAGGUCGAUCGAGUUUCAAGGAAAUCAAAGACGUUUCCGAAGAAUAUAAGGAAAUGUUGAGUCAGUUGAAGUAUCGAUGCAUUCACCCGGGCUGUAACAUUGCUAUGGGACUGCCUGGAAUUCACUAUCAUCAACUUCUAUGUCCUAACAGACCUCAAAUCGAUGUACGAAAUGCCGAUGCGAAUGAUGACGAAUACGAGUGGAACAGCGCUAUUCUGGUCAACACGUACAUCAAGAACGGGUUGGUAAAUAGCGAAACUCAUAAAAAGGAUAUCUCUGAGGCUUUCUUCGUAAAGAACGGUACUGGCCAUGCUGCAGAUGGAAAUGAUGAAGAGAUACUCGUGGAUGUCGACGAAGAUACUGUGGAUGAAGAUACUGCGGAUGAAGAUACUGCGGAUGAAGACACUGCGGAUGCUAGAAAUGAUGAUGUUAACAUUGAAAUUAAUAAUGAUAAUGCUAAUUACGUUUGUAGAAAUCCGUGUGUAAGCGGCAGCAGCAGCGACACAGACAGCUUCAAAAGCUGCACUUUAGAACUACAGAAUGAUGGUCGUUUGCAAGCGAUCAACGCUGCCAGCAACUGCGCCAAUAUGGGAAACAACGAGAACUACCGCAAUAAAUUUGUCAUGGUUUCGCAAGACAACGCAAUUGAUCGCCGCCGUGCAAUAAAUGAAGCUGCUUUGAUGGCUUCUGUGAGAAGAGUUAUUGCCGCUCUGUUCAUUCAACCAAACAGACCUUGCGAUAUUUGGCUUAGAGUACAUUCGUUCAAAUCUCUGAUGCGAAACCCUAGGGAACAAAUCUCACUAACUUCGAAAGCCCGAGAGCAGUACAUGAAGAUGCAGUCGCUGCAACAGCAACGGCAAUUCGAACUCGAAAGUUUUCAACAGCCUGCGACAAUUCAUCAAUUGUUUGCAUCUCAACAAACCGCCACAGCAUUCCAACCGGUGGCAGCUUCUCGAGAAAUAGCAACCACUUCGCAUGAAAGUACAACGGACUCUCAAGAAGUUGCGUCGACAUCUCAAAAUGAAGAACAUGCAAACGGAGCAGUAACGACUGUUUCAGAGAUUUCAACAUCUCAGUCGAUUGCAUCAACUUCACACAACACUUCAACAUCUCAACAAGCCCACUCUGAACAGUUGGGAACUAAUGUUCAGCAUCAGACACCACCAACGACAAGUCAGCAGCAGUCUGAAACAGCAGCAGCAACACUUCAACAACUUGAAACAACACCUCAACAACCCGAACUGCCAGGAACAACAAGAACAAGCGAACAACUCCCGUCUACAGCAAGAAACAACGAGGCGACAACAUUUGAGACAACAGCAGAUGCAUGGAUGGAGCCCUCCACAUCUACUAAUGAUCUUAAUCCUUACAAUCGCAAAAUUUCUCGUUUCGGUACCGCUACAUCUUUUUUAUCAAACCCAAUUGCCACUGAACUUCUUGUUCCUACAGCGGCUAACUUUUCAGACGUUUUUAGUUCCUCAUUUAGUGAUUUUUUUAAUUUCCAUUCUCUAGGUGUUAGCAUUCCGGCUAACAGUUUGUUCAAUUUCGGUAAUAACCGUUUCGGUCUCAACAACUCUAACCCCCCUGCUGCUAAUUUCCGUGAUUUUCUUAUUAAUCAAUUUCCUCUUUGGAAUUUCUCAUCUAAUCAUACUCUUAAUCCUGAUAACAAUCGUCCCAAUCUUUUCAAUCCCGAUUCUCCCUACCAUCAACAUCAUCUUCCUCCCCCACCUCCCAACCCUUCUGUUCCCAAUCCCUACUUCUCAAAUGGCAUCUCCGAUGAUUUCCAUCUCGCCGAUUUCCCCACAGAAGAUGAACCUCAGCACAGUCUAACAGUAAUACGUGAUCCGGCGCGCUCAAUGAGAAACAACUACAUGGUACCGGACAUGGAGACGCCAUUCCUCUCUGAAGAAAUAUUGAAAGAAAUUUUCGAGACGAUCUUGUUAUCUGCACAUAGAAGUCUCUGUGAUUCUGAACUGUGGAAUCAGAUAAUUGCACGUGCCAACCUGCCAAACUCACAAGAAGAUGUCCUUUUGUACGGAAAGUUAUGGAAGGAGAUUAUUAGACAAAUUGAAAAUUGCUAUCACAAAGUUAAUGAAGGCUUUUGGUCGUCUCUUUCAGAAGUCAACAGGCUUGAGAUAUGCCAGUUGCUUAGUAAAAAAAUAUUGAAAAGGUGGGAAAGGUUGAUGACCUCCAAAAACAGACAGAUCAAAGUUCAGAUGAGAUGUCACCAAGCCCAGCAUUUCGGAUACAUCAACUUCUUCGGCCAAUUCAGAAUUUUCGGUAGUAGGUCCGAAAAUUAUAAUUUUUGA